GCUAUAGGUGAUGAAUUCAAACACUUUCCUCUUUUUCUGCCUUAGGAGAAUUCUGGCCAUACCUUGGAGAUGGCCUUAGUAAUAUAAUACCAGAGAAGUAGUAUGAGAAUACAAGGAAGAAAGAGCGGAUCUUGAAGGUGAAACGGGCUUUUCCAGUUUCCCCUUGGCGCACGCACGGCACAAACCUCGGCCUUCGUUCCACUGGAAAGCUACUACACAUAAUGCUGGUUGAAACUGCCAUCAGCUCUCUUAUGGAGAAUUUGAAGCAGUUGUUAAAUAGCAAGGUGGAUUUUUUUCUUACUAAAAAGAGGAGUUAUCUAAUUGAAUCUAUUUACAAGGAUCUUGGAUUAUUGAAAGCUUUCUUUGAGGAUCAAGACCAGGAGUUUCACAAGAACGAAACAGUGAAGAAUUUGAAGAGACGAAUUAGAGAUGUGAUGUAUGAGGCAGAAAACACCAUUGACUUGUACGUAUAUAAUGCUAUCUUGGGGAAGGAGAAAUCUAAAGAAGAGGAGGAGAAGAAGAAGAAGACGAAUGAGAAGAGGAAGAACAACAAGAAGAAGAAGAAGAAGAAAAAGGAGAAGGAGAAGAAGAAGAAGAAAAACCAAAAGAAGAAGAUGGAGGAGGACGAGGAGGAGGAUGUCUCAUUAAAUGUUGAAUGUGUCAAGCAAAAGAUUAAUACCAUCAAGAGGGAGGUUAUGGAAAUUCAUGAGAAACAGAUAUGUACGAUGAGAGGCCUGGAAGUUGGAAAUUCAUCAAAAGAUAGUAUACCUAAGUGGGAGAAGGAAACAAUGGUAAGACUUGUGGACGAGACAAGGAUCAUACUAGAGCAACUUUUUGGAGAAAGAAAGCAGCUAGAGGUUAUUUCAAUUGUUGGGAUGGCUGGAAUAGGCAAGACCACUCUGGCUAGAAGAGUUUACAGCGAUCCUCUUGUUGAAUAUCGCUUCCGUAUUCGUGGAUGGGCAUAUGUUUCUCAAGAGUUCAACAGGAAAGAUUUUUUGCUUCGACUCUUAAGUUCACUUGGUCAAGAUGCCGAAGGGAUUCAGCAAAUGACUGAAAACGACUUGGCGGGAAGGCUGUACAAAGGCUUAAAGGGAAAGGUAUAUUUCAUUGUGAUGGAUGAUAUAUGGGACAGCAAGGCCUGGAUUGAUUUGAUGAAUUGUUUUCCAAAUGACAACAAUGGAAGUAGAAUUUUGUUCACAAGUCGACUGGCAGAUGUGGCUUUGCAUGCCAAUCCUAGCAGACUACCUCUUUUUCUACGGUUUCUAACUCAUGUUGAGAGUUGGGAAUUGCUACAAAUCAAGGUAUUUGGAAUAGAAGAAACUUGUCCUUCAGAGCUCAUGGAGAUAGGGAAACAAAUAUCACAAAAGUGCCAGGGACUACCAUUGGCAAUUGUUCUAGUGGCUGGAAUUCUCGCAAGGAAAGAGAAGAGGGUAAACUGUUGGAAUCAAGUUCGGGAAACCAUGAAUUCAUGGAUAGGUAGGGAUCCACGACUAUGGAUGAAAACACUAGCACUAAGUUACUACCACUUGCCUCAUCAUUUGAGGCCUUGCUUUCUGUACUUAGGAGCAUUCAGAGAGGACUUUGAAAUUCGUGUUUCCAGGUUGAUUAGGUUGUGGGUUGCUGAGGGAUUUAUUCAUGAGAUGGAGGAAAAAAGCUUGGAGGAUGUUGCCGAGGAGUACUUGAUGGAUUUAAUUAGAAGAAGCCUUGUACUAGUUUUGAGAAGAGGGUUUAAUGGUGCAAUCAAAGCCUGUGGUAUUCAUGAUUUGGUCCAUGAUUUUUGCCGAAGAAAAGCAAAGGAAGAUUGUUUCCUGGUGAAUGUUUCUAAUCCACAUGUUGACUAUUUGCCUUUUACGCCCAAGCAUCAGUUUUUGGGUGCACGUCGCCUGAGCAUUGAUAUUUCAAAUUCUGAAAGUAUCUUCUUAAUCCCUCCAUCACUUAAUGUCCGCUCAUUUCUGUGUACUUGGUCUAGGAUUCGCAAUGAUAUAGCACCUAUUGAAUUCAUCUCUAAAAGCUUCAAACUUGUUAAGGUUUUAGAGAUGAGCUCAAUUAAGUUUAAUAAGUACCCCAAUGUGGUAGAACAACUACUUCUCUUGAAGUACUUGAGCUUUUCUUUGCUCGUGUAUUCUAGAAAGGAAAACAUCCCAAAUUCAAUAUGUGACCUCCAUUAUUUGGAAACUCUUACCAUUUACAUCACAACCUAUUGGUCAUCUGAUGGACCUUGGGUAGUUGGUUUGUCUAGAUUCACAAGAAAGAUGGAAAGCUUAAGGCAUCUCCGUCUUAUUGGACCAAUGAUUUGCAAAAUUGAACAACCAGUUUCCCCAGUUCAUUUCUUAUUGGAAAACUUACAAACUCUGUCAAUGGUAGAUCCAUGGUCUUGGAAAGAUCUAUUGACAGGAGCUCCUCAUCUUAGGAAGCUUGGGUUUAGGGGGGACAUGUUACAGAAUGAAUGUUUGACAAUUCCUGAUCUAGCCUUUCUAAAGCACCUACAGGAAUUGAAGUUGUCUAACACUCAAUUUUCUUGGUUGUCACAUAAGCUGGGAUGCUUUCAAUUCCCCCCCAAUCUUAAGAAGCUUACUCUGGAGGAAACCUACUUGAAGUGGGAGGAAGUAUCGUGUCUGGCCGAGUUAGUGCCCAACCUCGAGUCUCUCAAAUUGUUAAGUGAGGCAUGCACCGAGGACCAGUGGGAAGUAAAUACAGUGUUUCAAAAACUCAAAUUCUUGAAACUCUCCUUUCUAGACAUUGAGGACUGGGUCGUUCGUGAUUAUCAGUUUCCCAGCCUGCAACAUUUAGCUUUGGAUGGAUGUUUUUCUCUCAACGGGCUCCCAUACGAAAUAGGGGAUAUAAUGACACUAGAGAUGAUUGAGGUAAACUGGUGCGAUCUUUGCGUUGAAAAUUCUGUUAAGCAAAUUGUGGAUGACCAAAAAAACAUGGGAAAGACAAUUUUGUGCAACCUAUUGGAUCCAUGAACUCCUUGUGGGGAGGCAGGGGGUGGGCAGCAAUUUUAAAAAAAAAUGGAUUUUAUACUCUAAAAAAAUAUUUUUUAAUUUCAAGCCAGUCCAAUCCCCCCUUGCUUCUUUUCUUUCUCAGAAUCCAGAUUCUGUUAAAAUCCCUCCACAAUGUCCGGCGUGUGUUUCUCUCCAACAGCUUUCCGAUUUCUCGACUGCUUUUUGAAAUUCCAACGAUGGUGUCAUACGUCCAGAUACUAUCGCGACGCCAGCAACCUUUUCGAUUUUCCUUCACGUGUUUCUCUCCAAUAUGUCUCAUGGACUUUUUGUAAAUUUUGUGGCUGAUUUUGCGGAGUGUCUGUCUCCAUGUCGGGUCGGGUCUGGUUGUGUAUAACCGAACUCCGUUCAUCUGCUCAAGGUUAGACGAAAAUCAGAGAGUCCAUUGUUCACCAGAGAGCUCUUUUGCCAGCUAAAAACUGAGAGCCCAGUUCAUUUUUCUAGUCUUCAUUCUGUCCAAAAGCAGAGAGCAAAAACCACUUCAAGUUCUGCCAUGGCCACCAACGCUAUUGAAGCUGAUGUUGCUCCCUCAAUCUCUUUUGCUAUCUCGGUUGUAGUUCUGGCCAUAAUUUCUGCAUCUGGUUCUCAAUACGAUGCCUGUAGAUUCUUUUGAAGAAAAUGUAUCCAAGAGUGUUUUUGCCCCUUACUUCAGCCAUGAACAAGGAUCUACUUCUUUUGCAACUAUAACACGAUUUUUGGUGUCAGAAAUGUCUCUAAGCUCCUAGCUCGAUUUUUGGUAAGUGAUCAUUAUGCGGUUGCCGUUACACUCUCAUAUGAAGCUCAAGUUAGGUUUCAAGAUCUCAUUUAUGGUUGUGCAUCCAAAAUUUUUGCCCUCCAACAACAGGUAUGAUGAAAUCCUAAAUUGUUAACCUCUUUGAGUUUUUAGAUUUAAUUUGUUAAUAUAUGAUUUUUAAGUUGAUAAUUUGCAAGUUUAUCUAGCAUUAUUAAAAGAGUUUGCAAACUCUUGUGCAAACCCUCAAAAUGUUCAAAAUUGGUUUCACUUAUAAACUAAUUCAAAUCCUAUUCCAGAAUUGGAUUCGAGAUUCGCCAAUAAUUUUGCACACAUCCCAGAAGAAAAUGUCGAUGAACUUGAAUUCGUCAUGUUUAGCAAAUAUCAUCAACACUAAGCAUUGUUUAUGAACUUAGAUUCGUCGUGCCAGAAAUGUCUCUUUUUUUGUGUUGUUGGAGUGUUUGUAUGAUUUAUUAAGUUGCAAUAAUGAGAAUUGGGUUAGAAGAAAUGAAUGGCUUUUUCAAAUUGCUGAAUUUUUUUUUUAUUUUUUUUCUUUUUUCUAUUGAUAAAGUUCAUAGUUGGAAAAAAAUUUUUGAAGCCCCAAGUAAAAAUUUCUAGUUCCGCCCCUGUUCUUGUGUUAUAUUUGUUCUCUUUUGGUUUCUUUCUGUUUGCUUUUUUGGCAUUUUGCUACUUAAUCCAUUUGAAAUGCUACACCCUUCACAAGCUGCCUCUGGGUGGCACUUUAUAAUAAAAUAUUCUAGGGGUUUGGUUUCGUUUCAUUUCAAUUCCAGAAACCCGGCCCUAAGUGUGAUGCAAUGACUUUCCAGUCUCAUCAACUAGUUCAAACCAUGACGCUGCGAAGUUAAGAUAUAGCCCCCACAAUAUCCAAUUAUGAUGUUAGGAUUUUAUCAUUUUGAAGACUUGAAAUUGUGAAUCCUAACAUGGAAUUUCUAUCAUGUAAUGACCUUUGAGUUUGUCUUGAAUUCUGAUUGUGAUAACCCAACUCAAAUCCAAGAGUCAAUGACUUUUAGAUUUAGGAUAUGUUGACACACAUUUUUGUAAUACCUCCAGCAUUCUGGGUCGGUACUCCCGCCACCCGUAUCCCUGUCGAUAUUCUCGAUAGCCGAGCUAUAGGCUCCUUCGGAACGGUACUUCCGUCCGAGAACUAAAUACUACUAGUAGCCAUGCAAUGCACAUAAAAUGCAAUGGCGUAGUGAGCAUCAACGUGAUACAAGGCGCCCAUACAUCCAGUCAUCAGGCCAUGCUCCGCCCAUAUAGUAAAUCACACGCGAUGUGUAU
Molecule: messenger RNA, 5031 nt
Organism: Diospyros lotus (date-plum)
Lineage: Eukaryota; Viridiplantae; Streptophyta; Magnoliopsida; Ericales; Ebenaceae
Product: putative late blight resistance protein homolog R1A-10
Exons: 2
Coding region: 222-2966 (914 amino acids)
Biological process (GO): defense response to other organism
Molecular function (GO): ADP binding
Source: RefSeq, a predicted model, not a curated record